UCAAUAUUCAUUUCCUCAUCGACCCACAGCGCACGUUAGUCUCUACCAGCAGCUCCUUCGCUAGCCCUAGGGUUUACUUUCCUUUCUGGCUAACUUUUUCCUUUGAUUUUUCUUUCAAUUCAGUCCUUUUUUCCUCAUUCUACCAAAAGGAUGAAGAUCUACACUGGGAAUUCAUAAUUACAAAACCUGGAAACUGAAUUAGGGUUUUGAGCCAUUCUUUGGGGGAAAUUUGAAGGAUUUAUAUUUAGGGUUUUUGGGUUUGGUUGAUUUUUGGUGGAGAUUUGAACUUGGAAUCAUAAAGUUUGAUGCUUUUUUAGUUACUACACUUUUGUAGCAUAUGUGAAGUUUUAGGUUGUUGCUGUGAAAGAUUUCUAGCUGGUGCUUAAGCUUGAAUUUUAAGGGUUUUUUUUUUUGGAUAUUUUGUUGAAGGUUUUGAGUGGUUUGAUUUUGUGGGUGUUUGGAAAACUUGGGGUUAGUUUGUUGUGGUUCGGUUUUGUGGUGAAAUGGAUAAUUCGAAGAAUCGGCUUAAUGAUCAUCUUGGUGUGAACAAAAUCGGGAAGAAUAUAAAGAAGAGCCCGUUGCAUCAACCUAAUUUCGCUAAUAAUGCAACUAGGCAACAGCCUCAGCCUCAAGUUUACAAUAUUAGCAAGAAUGAUUUCAGGAACAUUGUUCAACAACUCACUGGUUCACCGUCACAUAAUGAUCCUUUGCCAAGGCCUCCACAGAAUCCACCAAAACCCCAAAGUAUGAGGUUGCAGAGAAUUAGGCCUCCACCAUUGACACCAAUCAAUCGGCCUCAUAUUCCUCCCCCGGCUCCUGUCCCUGCCCCUGUUCCUGCUCAUGCACCGGCUCCGGUUCCACCUCCUGGUCCAUAUAAUAACCCUGGCUUAGUUAGGCCUGGACCACCUGGUCAAUAUGGACAACCACCAUCUACAAUGAUGCAACCUAUGGUUCCUGGUGAUGCUCCAUGGGCAAACACAGCUGACUCUCCUAUAUCUGCUUAUAUGCGAUAUCUUCAAACUUCUCUUAUAGAUCCAAGUCCAGUUGGAAAUCAAGUUCAACCUCAACUACAUCCGCUGGUUCCAGGGCAACCUCACCUUCCACCACCGUCUUCCGGUUUACUUCCUAAUCCACCAAUGCCGGCUCUUCCUUCACCAAGAGGAGUAAAUGGUCCUGUACCAAUGGCACCUAAUCUCCCUCAUCCACGUAUGAAUGGUCCCAUUACACCAAUGUCCAAUCUGCCAUCACCACGAAUGAAUGGACCUGGCCUUUUACCUUCACCAACUUCUCAGUUCCUUUUGUCAUCACCUACUGGCUAUAUGAAUUUGUUGUCCCCUCGCUCCCCUUACGGUUUACUUUCUCCCGGGGUUCAAUUUCCUCCACUUAGUCCUAAUUUUGCUUUCUCCUCCAUGGGUCAACCAGGGGUUUUAGGUCCAGGGCCUCAACCUCCACCAUCUCCUGGUUUUUUCCCAUUGUCACCUUCUGGUUUUUUUCCCUACCCCAGUCCAAGAUGGAGGGAUCAAUAAUCCUAGUUCCAUACUCGUUGAGGAAAUUGGUACCUUUUUCAUGCUCGAUCGAUUUCAAGUACAAUGUAUACUGCUCAUGUAAGUGUUUUCUUUAUUUUCUUUCUGUCUUUUGUAUUGUCCAUAUUGAUUUCGCAAGUUUGCACUUAGGCUUUUAUAACUGCUGCAAUGCUCUUUGUAUCCUCGGGACAAGUUUUACAUAGGAAUAUAGUGAAGAUAUUGGAUAACUUUUGAGUUUGAACAUCCUGACAGCAUCUGUAAACAUGAAAGGAGGGUCGCACUCUUAGGAUCUCAGGUAAAAAAAGGAAAAUUCGUAGGUAGGUAAUUUAGUUGAAAAGUUCUUAUGUUAUUGUAUUGUUGUGUAUCGAAUCCUAGUUAGUUUUAGUUGAAUUCUUGUUCAUUUGAAUGAGCUUGUGGCAAUAAAAUAUUCAAGCACUCUUCAUUA
Messenger RNA from Gossypium raimondii (Peruvian cotton), 1968 nucleotides. Its product is annotated as protein HAIKU1. The transcript has 2 exons. Lineage: Eukaryota; Viridiplantae; Streptophyta; Magnoliopsida; Malvales; Malvaceae. The record is from RefSeq and is a predicted model, not a curated record. The coding region runs from base 504 to 1526 and encodes 340 amino acids.